UUGCAUGCACAGGUCAAGCAAAAUCAAGAGAAGAAAUCUGCCAUGGACUCCCUAAAUUCAACACACUCUGUGCCUUCUACUGUACAUCCUCCAUUCUUUUUCAUCAAUGGCUUCUAUAAUAUACCUCAUGUCAAAUACUACUAUAUUUUCCUGCUCUUUGUGUUUGUGGUCACUGUGUUAGGGAACUCCUUUGUCAUGUUUAUUAUAUGCACACAGCGCAGUUUUCACACCCCAAAGUAUCUUGCUAUUUUUAAUUUAGCUGUAGCUGACUUGUGUGGAAGUACUGCUCUCAUUCCUAACUUAAUUAAAACAUUUCUUUUUAACUCUCAGUACAUCUCCUUUGAUGCUUGCUUAGCCAACAUGUUUUUUGUGUUUUUCUUCAGCUUUAUGGAAUCUCUCACUCUUACUGUUCUGGCCUACGACAGAUUUGUUGCAAUAUGCUUACCACUCAGAUACCACACCAUUAUCACCAACAAAAAAAUGGCUGCGAUUCUAACAGUUGUCUGGGUAUUCAAUGCAUUGUUUAUUAUUUCAACAAUAGCUAUGAUAACCAGGCUGUCCUUCUGUAAAUCCAUUGUGGUAGAUAGCUUCUUCUGCGAUCAUGGGCCCAUAUUUAGACUGGCUUGCAAUGAUAAUUCUCCAAACGAUGUUAUGGCAUAUGUGGUUAUUGUGCUAUUUCUUUACAUUCCAUUUAUUGUGAUUAUGUUAUCUUAUGUGUCUAUCACACGUGCGCUGUUUAAAAUUGCAACAUGGGAAGGACGAUUUAAAGCUUUGAAGACCUGUUCAUCCCACCUAAUACUGGUGGCUAUAUAUUAUCUCCCAAUACUAGGCACCUACAUUGCUGCAGACACAUUUACCCUUCAUCCUAAUGCCAGAAUAAUAAACACAUCGCUUUCUUUUGCUAUACCACCAAUGAUGAAUCCAAUUAUUUAUGUGCUGAAUACAGAGGAGAUCAAGGAAUGCACAAAACAAAUUUUCAGGAGGAAAAAGGUCACCGUAAAUGAAAGAAACAUUAAAAUUAAGUGA
Megalops cyprinoides (Indo-Pacific tarpon) is the source of this 1026-nucleotide messenger RNA. Its product is annotated as olfactory receptor 1-like. Gene Ontology annotation, cellular component: membrane. Bases 43 to 1026 code for a protein of 327 amino acids. Gene Ontology annotation, molecular function: olfactory receptor activity; G protein-coupled receptor activity. The transcript has a single exon. Gene Ontology annotation, biological process: G protein-coupled receptor signaling pathway. Lineage: Eukaryota; Metazoa; Chordata; Actinopteri; Elopiformes; Megalopidae. The record is from RefSeq and is a predicted model, not a curated record.